Anopheles maculipalpis is the source of this 2385-nucleotide messenger RNA. RefSeq lists its product as uncharacterized. The transcript is spliced from 2 exons. The record is from RefSeq and is a predicted model, not a curated record. Bases 22 to 2385 code for a protein of 787 amino acids. Lineage: Eukaryota; Metazoa; Arthropoda; Insecta; Diptera; Culicidae.
AACGCAACCCAAACCAACUCAAUGGAAGACAAUACGAUAAGCAUGUUUAUGGAUGUAAAGUUGGACAUCCGCGAGAGGAAGCUGGAAUUUUCUCACCUAAAGUCCUGGACACGGUACUUUGUGCGCGUAGAAGCGGUUAAAUGUUUUCCGUGCUAUAUGCGCAUCUCGUUCUUCUCAUCGCCCACCGAUCUUACCACCGAUCUAAUCGUGCGUAUCAACAUUCCCGGCCUUACCGUUCAAAUGGCCACGUCCCGCACGAAACAACAUUCGUACGGGUUAUUUUGGAAAAACAAUCGCAAACGAUGCUGCGCCUACUUCGCACUGGAAACGCAACUGCUCUGCGAACGGCAUCUGCGCUGGAUGAAGAAAUCGAUCCGCAACCUUGAGCUGUACCGGCAGGAGAUGAUGCAGUUGCGCCGUGCUAGCCGUACACCGAUGUGUGAAAUACGUCAGGAGAUGCAACCGCUCGAUCCGCUUGGUGUUGACGCUGCCACCGCCACUACCACAGCCGAUGGAAGACCGUGCGAUGAUAUGGGCAUUUAUCAGAAUCUUGAUAACACGCAAAACAUUAUGGGAUUACAGGACAUUCUCGGCCCACUACCUACGGUGCCGGCAGUGGAGCGAACCAACGAAUCGAACCAUCCGGCCAACUGGUCACGACGUGUUUCCGGUAUGUCUGGCAUCUACGAGGAAAUUCGGGACGAUCUAGCAGCACCAAAUUCACGCCUGUCUCGUGCAUCGAUUGCAUCCGGAAUCUACGAGGAGAUGAAAUUGGUAACCGUUGGAAGCGAACCGAUAGGGGAAGAGAUUUGUACGCCACCUCCACCAUUGCCACCUCGCAAGCGUUCCAACACGAACGACGGAUUCGAUCUGCAACGUUCGUUUACGGCACCGGAGGCGGAGUUGAUGAAGAAAAAACGUCACCACUGGCUACGGUUAGAAUCGAUGUUUGGUCGACGGCGUACAACCAGUACCGACUCGCAAGGUUCAGCCUCCGAGAAGAAAAGUUCCACACGAAAGGAAUGUAAAACGGGCAUCAAAAAGAUCCAACCGAUUGUUGGGUGUUCUACCGCAGAAAAUGAUGGCGUCGUGCAUCGCGAUAAGCCGGUAUGCCAGUUACGGUUGGUCGAGAAUAAACGGAACAGUUUCUCUAGUCCUGAUUUGAGCCGGUUAAAAAUCAGCGAAACACCUGAUAGAAGGCAGUGUGAUGAUGGGACGUCUUGCGACAACCUGUCGGAUGGAGUUGGCUCGUGUACGUCCGAAUUUUAUCUCCAGCGAGAUAUCGAUUACAUCGAGGAGGAUUUGUGCUUUGCUUCGAAUGAGUGUAUCAAUAUGUCCGGGAUGACUCUUGUGGAGGAAAGUGAAGUGGUCACGGAACAGCAAUCAAAGCUGUUGCCUGAUAGAAGGCGCCUGAAUGUUUCCGAACGUAUUUUGGAAGGUUUGAAUCAUUCCCUUAACUCGUCAACGGUUAAUCUUGUGAGUUGUGUGGCAGCCAUUGGCGAGGAUACUGAGUCUACGCAAGGGCAUACUUUUGUUGCUCGUCAUCCCUCACCGAUUAAGGAAACGACGGAUACGGAUGGAUAUCUUGAGAUGGGUCCAAUUGGAACCGGAUUUAAUCGCCAAAAGCUGUUUGAUGAGGCUGUGACUUAUCGGAACAGUCCACUGCCAUUGAAAGAUACUGAAGAAUCAAUCUACAUGAGCAUGGGUGGAACGGAGAAGCUUCUGCAGGAACCAAUUCGAUCUAGUUCCACCAGCAGCAGUAGCAGCGGUGUUAGCAGCGCUAGUGAUCAUAGCUUCAUCGUCUCGCAGGAAAUGUCGAUCGGGAAGCAACGGUGCUCGGUGGAUGAAAAAAUUCCCUCCUACUACCCGAAUGAAGAUUUGCAGAGAACUCCAACAAACAGUAAGAGUAAAUUAACGGGAGUAAACAUCAAUGCUAGCGAAAGCGAUAACAUGACUCCACCACCAACACCUGCAACCACAUUGCCUCGAAUUGUUCGAUCAGCACAACGAGCCGUUGCUGAAUCGACGGUGGAACAGUACGAUCGUAUUCAAGCAUCAUUCCGAACACCCAAAGCAACUAGUCGACGGUUGCGAACACUGCACGGAACACGGCCAAAGGAUGCAACUCAUCCUGUCGAAGCUACUACCACGUGCGUCUCGGAAUGUUCACCAAAGCUGUACCAGAAAUACGCAACUUUGGCACGUAUUUCAUCGUCAGCCAGUAAAUCGAUGGAAAAAGACGAUGGUGCAUCGGAAAAAGUAACACCGACCACACCGAUCAGUAAGCGGUUUGGAUCGUUACCGCGGUUUGGUAAAAUUGAUCUUUCACCGUUGAGGCUGAAAAUCAACAGUGUCCUGCAGCGCCACAAUUCGGGCAAUCUGUGA